Molecule: messenger RNA, 699 nt
Organism: Sporothrix brasiliensis 5110
Lineage: Eukaryota; Fungi; Ascomycota; Sordariomycetes; Ophiostomatales; Ophiostomataceae
Product: endoglucanase V
Exons: 1
Coding region: 1-699 (232 amino acids)
Biological process (GO): carbohydrate metabolic process
Molecular function (GO): cellulase activity
Source: RefSeq, a predicted model, not a curated record
AUGAUUCCUACACAAGCUCUCAGCGCCCUCGUGCCGGCGGCUCUCCUGCUGUUUGCGCAGUCGGCCGGCGCCGACAGCACCGGCACCACCACGCGCUACUGGGACUGCUGCAAGCCGUCGUGCGCCUGGCCCGGCAAGGGCAGCCUCGCCCAAGGCCCCGUGGCCACCUGCGACAAGAACGACAAGCCGCUCAACGACAACGGCGCCACGGCGUCGGGGUGCGACAACGGCGGCGGCGCCUUUAUGUGCUCGUCGCAGGCGCCCUGGGCCGUCAACGACACGGUCGCGUACGGCUACGCGGCGGUGCGCAUUUCGGGCAGCACCGAGAGCGCGUGGUGCUGCGCGUGCUACGAGCUGACGUUUACGAGCGGGCCCGUGCAGGGCAAGAAGCUGGUGGUGCAGGCGACGAACACGGGCGGCGACCUGGGCGCGAACCACUUUGACCUGGCCAUUCCGGGCGGCGGCGUGGGUGCGUUCAAUGCCUGCACGCAGCAGUACGGCGCGCCGCCCAACGGCUGGGGCGACCGGUACGGCGGCAUCCACUCGGCGUCGGACUGCGCGAGCUUCCCGCAGGCGCUCAAGGCGGGCUGCCAGUGGCGCUUCGACUGGUUCAAGGGCGCCGACAACCCGAGCGUGACGUUCAAGCCGGUGACGUGCCCGGCCGAGCUGACGGCCAAGUCGGGCUGCAAGCGCAACUAG